Xylona heveae TC161 is the source of this 1030-nucleotide messenger RNA. RefSeq lists its product as hypothetical. Lineage: Eukaryota; Fungi; Ascomycota; Xylonomycetes; Xylonales; Xylonaceae. Bases 340 to 669 code for a protein of 109 amino acids. The record is from RefSeq and is a predicted model, not a curated record. The transcript has a single exon.
UAAUAUUUUUAUAUAUGUUUUCCGAGUACCAUUGUUAUAUACAAGUGAAUCCUCAGUAUUAUUAUUACGUCUUUCUAGGAUUUUUUCUUUCCGCUCGUCGUUACUUACAUUAUCCCGUCACCAUUAUCGUUAUCGUCACCAUCAUCGUCAUUAUAGUUGUCAUGAAAUUCGUCAGAAAAGUCACCCAUAUGUCGUCUCAAGAAUCGAAAUAGGGUUGCACCGCACCCAGAGCGAGCAGCAGCAAAGACUAAACACCCAACACUCCAGAGUCGAGACUUGAUACUCGAGACUAGACUCUGCAUAGCGGGCGGCAGUCCUUAGCUCUACCAUAUGUGCGAUAUGGAUGAUAUAGAUGAUACGGACGAUAUGGACGAUAUGGCAUGGCAUGCGUACCGAAACAACCGGGACUGGGGACGGAUAAUUGGUGCGGAUAGUAUUCAGCCAGACCGUGCGUUUGUGUAUAUCCGUAUCAGUAUCCGUAUCCGUCUAUCUGUGUAUCAGCCAGACAGACAGACAGACAGACAGCCAGACAAACAGCCAGCUGGACGGACAGACCGCACUUUCAGCCCGAAACAGUUUAUGCAUUUCAGCCAGCGGCGGCGGGACGGCGGGACGGCGCGCGGGCGGAGACGGAUAGACGGGCCGAACCUCCCAUUCUACGACAUCUAAGUCUACAAGUCUACGAGGCUACGGGUCUACGAGUUCAACAUGGCUACGGGUUCUACGAGUCUACGAGGCGACAAGGCUAUGAGACAAUAAGACCGACUACGACUACGACCGAUUUAAGUGCCAGGAAUAAGCUGCUAGAUGCACCUCUCGCAUAUAAGCUAUACGCUAUAGGCUGAAGACGGUAUACGACAAGACAAGGGCACUACGCCCUGAAUCGUUACAGCCUACAGAUUACAGCCCACGCCACAGUCUACAGACUAGAGAUUACAGACUAUAGACUACAGACUACUACAAUAUACAGAAUAUACUCAAUACGGCAACGUCUUUUUGAGAUAUGGCAAAUGAAGCAUAGCGUCCAGCG